Molecule: messenger RNA, 2013 nt
Organism: Lampris incognitus (smalleye Pacific opah)
Lineage: Eukaryota; Metazoa; Chordata; Actinopteri; Lampriformes; Lampridae
Gene: vdac1
Product: voltage-dependent anion channel 1
Exons: 9
Coding region: 89-940 (283 amino acids)
Biological process (GO): monoatomic anion transmembrane transport
Cellular component (GO): mitochondrial outer membrane
Molecular function (GO): voltage-gated monoatomic anion channel activity
Source: RefSeq, a predicted model, not a curated record
GUGACGCCACGCCGCCUCUCCUCACUCCUCCUUUUGUGCCGCUGACGGGAUCCUUCUCGGGCAGGAUUUUAAACCACAGGCAGAGAAAAUGGCUGUACCUCCCACCUACAUUGACCUUGGAAAGUCUGCCAAGGAUGUCUUCACUAAGGGAUACGGCUUUGGUCUCAUCAAGCUGGACCUGAAAACUAAGUCGGAAAACGGACUGGAGUUCACCAGCACAGGCUCUGCUAACACAGAAACCAGCAAGGUCUCCGGCUCCCUGGAGACCAAAUAUAAGUGGACAGAGCAUGGCCUCACCUUCACCGAGAAGUGGAACACCGACAACACCCUGGGGACUGAGAUCACCCUUGAGGACCAGUUGGCCAAUGGCCUGAAGCUGACGUUCGAUUCCUCCUUCUCGCCAAACACUGGCAAGAAGAGUGGCAAGAUCAAGACAGCGUACAAGCGUGACCACAUCAACCUUGGCUGCGACGUUGACUAUGAUAUCAAUGGCACAGCCAUCCAUGGUGCAGCGGUGGUGGGCUAUGAGGGCUGGCUAGCCGGCUACCAGAUGACCUUUGAGGCUGGCAGGAACAGGAUCACUCAGAGCAACUUUGCUGUGGGCUUCAAGACCGAUGAGUUCCAGCUUCACACAAAUGUUAAUGAUGGCACUGAGUUUGGAGGCUCCAUCUACCAGAAGGUGAAUGACCAGUUGGAGACAGCUGUCAAUCUGGCGUGGACAGCUGGAAACAGCAACACCCGCUUUGGCAUUGCGGCAAAAUACCAGAUUGAUCCCGACGCUUCCUUCUCUGCCAAGGUGAACAACUCUAGCCUUGUAGGUUUGGGCUACACUCAAACUCUGAAGCCAGGAAUCAAGCUAACACUCUCUGCCCUCCUUGAUGGCAAGAACAUCAACGCUGGUGGCCACAAGCUUGGCCUUGGCCUCGAGUUCCAGGCAUAGGAAAGUUUAGGCACACCUCUUGUACCCCCUCUACACCAACACAUAUGCAGACACAUACACACACGUGCACACAUCUCCAUGCUCCACACCCAAAGAACCUCCAAAUCCGCUAUUGAAUAACUCCUCUUCUAACCACAAUCCUGUUUCCCUUAGAUGUGCUGCCGUUGAAAGGAAGCAACUUAGCAGAAGUAUAUAUGAGAUGAUGAUCUGUUACUUGAAAGGACAACGUUAAGGGAACAAACAUUCUAAAAACAUGGGACCCAGUUAAGAGCAAAGCUAAAAAAAAAAAAACUAAAAAAAACUGGAAGUCUGAAGUGUGUAGCUUACAAAGGAAAAGUAGCCUGUAGUUCACUUUGAUAGAUUUUUUUUUUCAUUCCAGUACAGUCAUGCAGAAUGCUCUAAUUUAUUUAUCUUUCCUCAUGCGAUGCAGAUAAAAUGGGUUAACAUUUUAGCAGGAUUGUGGGGACACAGAACAGGCCGAACAAAUUAAACACACAGUUCAUAAUUUGCACCACUCGAUGUUGCUGUUGCGGAUGCCAGUCGUCGCUCCUUGAUCACAGCAUUCUGUGGUUGACCAACUUUCCAACCCUUCUUCUACACUGGAGAGUUCUUGUAUUCUGUUCUAGUCUGCUAUAUUCUAGCAUCUGUCUUAAGAAAUUGUACAAUGGGAUGGGUUAGUUGUCCUUGAUGUAAGCAGCUGUGGUUAGCUCAGAGAGACACUAAACCCUGUUGUAUAUGUUAUGUUUUUGUCACACUCGUCUUUUGUGUCUGUGCAUUUGGUGUGAAUUAUGUCUUUUGUUACGUAUAGCAAAAAUGUUAUUUUACUGACAGUCUUGCAUACUUUUACCUACCUGUGAAGAGAAUUAAGACGUGUCAACCAUUCCUGGUUGAAUAAAGGGAAGAAAAUCUGUCUCGCAUACUGUUCAACCUCUUUUAAAAGAGUUGCUUUGGAGCACAUGGAAGAGAAAUCAUUAAGUUUGAAGGAAAUAGUAGUCUUCCAAAAAUGGUUAUCUGAACUGAACUUGGUGUACUUGACAGUAUUGUUACGCCCUGAUAUAAAUAAACAACUUGAA